This is a messenger RNA of Leptinotarsa decemlineata (Colorado potato beetle), 1608 nucleotides long. RefSeq names its product glutamine-rich protein 2. Lineage: Eukaryota; Metazoa; Arthropoda; Insecta; Coleoptera; Chrysomelidae. The record is from RefSeq and is a predicted model, not a curated record.
CAAGAAUCGAUUGUUAGUGGCGAUAUUACGAAAAAGUCUCUAAAGGAACGAGUGGAGGAUAUUGAACUCGCCUUAGCGAAUUUACCUCAAACUACAACACCAGCCACAAUGACUUCAAAAGUUCCCGAACCCACAGUUUCAGAGGGAACGACUAAUCAAUAUGUCGCUGCUGAUAUUGACAGAUAUGACAUCUCUAAGAAACCACUUUCUGACGCAUUGACGAUAUUGAAAUUGAAUAUAAUGGACAUUAAAAAUAACUUAGCAGCUCUUCCCCAAUUGACGAAGGAUAUUGCAGAACUCCAAAAAAUACUAACAACAAGUCCUGAAUCCCAACCAGCCGAUGUGCAAAUCAAAAUUUUGGAAUCGAAGAUUGAAGACUUUUAUGAACAGAUUCAUUCGCUGGAUAGUGGCUUCGGUCGCCAAGUAAAUGUUCUUCAGAAUCGUAUUAGCGACUUGGAAAAGCAACUUGGAGAGAUGAUGGAGAAAGUGCAUCUCAUGCCGGAGGAAGUUGACACAAGGCCGAAUCAUAUAACGUCUGAACUACACGGUCAACUCGUAACACUUCAAGAUGAAUUCACUGUAGUAUCAGAAACUGUCCAGAAAUUGGCAGAAGAUUAUUCAAGUAAAGAACACACGAUUGACAUUUUAGUUGAACAAAUUGAACUCCUGAAAACCGUGAAAGCUGAUAGGGAAGAUUUAGAGGAUGCCUUGGCCGAUAAGGCAGAUGCUUGUCAAAUCAAUAGGAAAGUUUCCUUCGAACAGUUCGAUCAAGCCUGUGGAGAUAUGUCUAAGAGUCUUGAAGAGGCAUUGGCCAAAUUAUCCCAACAGGAAUUACUGUGGAACCAAGCGUUGGAUAAUAUACAGAAUAGUAUCGGCGGUAAAUUGGAUAAAGUUGAACUGAAUCCUCUGAGAGAUUUCAUUAAUAAUAAACUGAAAGGGCUACAAGAGAAAUUCAAGACGCUUAAUGCUAUGAAGCGAGAAAACGAGGCCGCCGGCACAAAGAGUAAAUAUCUUAAAAACGUUAACUGCAUUUCGUGUGAUAAGGAUGUGGUGAUGAGAAAAGAGAUGGAUCCUACCCUUUAUCCCAAACCCUAUGCCGUACCACCUUCAAGAAGCAUGGGACCUUAUUUGGCGUACGAGUUGGAUCAGCUUCGAAAACAACAAAAAUGUUUACCAAGUAGCAAAAACAUGAAUACAUUCGAAAACGCAUUGCAAACCAGUCGAUCGGCAAAGAGUCCUGAUCAUGUAUGUAACCGAUACUGCGGUGGAAGUCACACUGUUACCACUCCCCAACAAAGAGUGACUAGACUGGGUCACUUCUUGGAGCAGUGGGGCCCUGAAAUAGCUCCUGUAGAGGACACGCAUGUUAGAGGUACCGACGGAAGGAUGUAUAAAGCUAGAGAUGAUCAGCAACUGAAGCAGUUGGCUACUGAGCGUCCUCCUACUCCUCAUGCUGAUAAACCCGCAGUUUAUAUAACUCUACAGAAAACAGAUAAGUCAGCCAGAGAAGAAGAUAUUCCAUGGCCAACUGUCAACCAACCGAGUCCAGGGAGAAUAUCAGGACAGACGAAUGCCACAAACAGAUCACUGGUACCCAAGUAAGUGAUA